Messenger RNA from Magnolia sinica, 5476 nucleotides. RefSeq names its product protein ESSENTIAL FOR POTEXVIRUS ACCUMULATION 1-like. Gene Ontology annotation, molecular function: protein binding. The transcript has 11 exons. Bases 240 to 5186 code for a protein of 1648 amino acids. The record is from RefSeq and is a predicted model, not a curated record. NCBI's taxonomy places the organism in Eukaryota, Viridiplantae, Streptophyta, Magnoliopsida, Magnoliales, Magnoliaceae.
UACUCCCUUCCUCUUCGCCGCUUAUCACCGCUCAAACCCUCUCUCUCUCUCUCUCUCUCUCUCUGCAUCUCCUUCCUGUCAUGAAUCUCCCAAAACCCUAGCGACAUCUCUCGAUUUCUCUCGAUUUCUCUGGAUCCUCGUCUUCAUCACCAUUCUCUCUCUCUCCCUCUCUCUUCUUUUUGUGCAGCUCCUUCGAAUCCGAAUCCCUAGCAAUAUCCGAUCUCCGGCCGCCCGCAUCAAUGGCCGGAAGCAAGGUCAAUCUGCCGGAGGAUCUCAUCUCCUGGAAAUCGUCCGACGGGCAAUCGAACACCAAAGAUGCCUCUGGAGGAAACAAUGAUGAGAAGGUUCUUAUGGGGUUUCUUGAUGACUCCAAAGAUCAAGUAACAUCUGAGAGCAGCAUACCUUUGUCUCCUCAAUGGCUGUAUUCCAAACCCAGCGAAAGUAAGGCUGGUCUUUUAGCAACAUUAGGGGACAUGCGUGCACCGACUUCUUUGCCUCACGGUCACUCCAUAGAUCCGAUACAGAAAGAGGUGUGGCGCUUGGAUGGAUCUCAAGACAAGAAAGAACGGCGAAGGAAUGGUCCUGAGACUGAAGGCAGUCGCCGCUGGCGUGAAGAGGAGAGAGAAACUGGCUUACUUGGUAGGAGAGAUCGCAGAAAAGAAGGAGAUAGAGAAAACGAAUACCGCAAGAGCGAUCGACGUGCUGAUAUUGCUUCAAAUAAAGAAACCACUGAAACUAGAUCCUUGCCUUCAUCAGAUAGGUGGAAUGACGUAACUAGUCGUACUUCUGGGAACGAAACACGGCGAGACAGCAAGUGGUCAUCAAGGUGGGGUCCAGAAGAUAAGGAGAAGGACUCCCGAACUGAGAAAAGAAUCGAUGUGGAGAAGGAAGAUGCUCAAAAUGAAAAACAGUCCUCUGUAACCAACAACCGUGCAGCUCCUGAGAAUGGAACUGAUUCUCGCGAUAAAUGGAGGCCACGCCAUAGGCAGGAAGUUCAUUCGGGUGGUUCAACAGUUUACCGUGCUGCUCCAGGAUUUGGGCUGGAGAGAGGAAGGGUGGAGGGGACAAGUGUGGGAUUUGCUCCAGGACGAGGGAGGUCAAACCUUGCUGGUAGCAGGCUUUCCUCUGCAGGUCCUAUUGGUGCUGUGCCAGGCAGUAAGAGUGAACCUGGGCAUGGGAAGUCCGGCCCAUCUGCAGAUGCAUUUUGCUACCCAAGAGGAAAACUACUUGAUAUUUACAGGAAACACAAGCUCCUUCCUUCUUUUGAUACAGUCCCUGAUUGGCUUGAGGAAGUUUCACCCAUUACGCAAUCGAGCUCUAUAGAGCCUUUGGCGUUUGUUGCACCGGAUGCAGAGGAGGAGGCUGUUGUAGACGAUAUCUGGAAAGGGAAAAUCAGCAGCAGUGAAGCAAGCCAUAAUAAUACCAUCAGAGACAAGAUGGGAAGAGCCAACAACAAUGAGAAAGGUCUAGGUGAUUUGACUUUGUCUGAGAGCAAACAUGGUGUACUUCCUACAACUAACACUAAAGAGACUGGCUCUAGUGUUGGAGAACAUGAAAAUAAAGUUACAGCCCCAACUGAUGGGACAGAUUCGAGUGUCAGGGCUCUGUUAGUUUCCAAGAGUAAUGAUUUCGGUAGCAAUGUUGUCACAGGACAUAAAGUUGACGAGAAUAGCAUGGUAAAUGGUGAUGCACAUAUGGAAAAUUCGACGCCUCUCAACCAUCCUAAGUUUGAAGAUGUCAAAACAGCUGCAUCUUUUGAUAUUGGCACCAAGCUACCGGAUGAUUCAAAUUCUCUAUUUGAUAUGCAUUCUCUCCUUGAGAUUCUUGAUAAUGAGCAGAAUUUAAAAACUAAUGUCCAAGUAAAGCAGUUAGAACACGGUGUCCAACCCGAGGAGUUGAGUUUGUUUUACCGGGACCCCCAAGGAGAGAUACAGGGUCCAUUUUGGGGUGUUGACAUUAUUUCAUGGUUUGGACAGGGAUUUUUUGGCACUGACUUACCUGUAUGUCUGUCAGACGCUCCUGAAGGAACACCUUUUCAGGAACUUGGGGAAGUCAUGCCACAUUUGAAACUUACAGCACAGUCUCUAUCUGGUAUCAACAGUGGCAAUGAGGCAGAAAUAUCUAAUACUAUUGAGUGCAACAUUGAAGCUAGUACACUUGCACCUGAUUUUACUGGCUCUGCUGUCAUAAAUGAACAACAGUGGCCACUGCAUGAAUUUGAAGGUCUUUCAGACCAUGUUCAGCCAAUAAGAUCCGAACAUGAAGAUCAUACAGAACCUCAUUAUGGUAGGCUGCUGCCUUCUGGUUUGGAUAAUUCAGCCAACAUUCUCAAUGAUGGGAGGAGAAGCUUUCAUGAAUUAGUUGCAAAUGAUGCUGAAGAAGUGUUUUUCCCCGGGAGGCCCAGAAGUAGUGGUGGGAAUCCUUUGGGGAAACAGGCUGGUAACAUUCAUGAUCCUUUGAGGAAUUCUACUCGCCAUUUUCUGGAAAAUGAAAUCAGGGAAACUAUCAUGCUCGAUCAUGGAGGUUUAAAGGGAAAUAAUUUGCACCCUUUUGGACUAUCAUGGUCUGAGCUGGAAGGAACUAAUAUAAAGCAUUCCCAGUCAUCAAAUACUUCUGGAGUUGGCGAUCAGGGCCACCUUGUACAUGCCAUGGGAGGAAGGGACACCCCUCUUUUCAGCCUUAAUCGGAAUUCUUUCAGUGCAUUACCUGACCCCCCUGUUGUUGGGGAGACAUGGCCUGAUAACUAUAGAAGAAACACACUUGCUAGCUCGAGUGAACUUCAUGAUGCUAUGGAUGCUCGUCACCUGUCGCACCUGGAACAAGAAUCCAUCCGUUUGGAUCUAGCAGAGCAUGUGCUGUCACAACAGUUGCACAAGCAACAGCUUCAGCAGCAAAAUCUGCUCUCUAGUCAUCCUUCUAUGCAUUUGAAUGGGUCUGUCGUAGAGCAGUUGCCGAGUGCAUCUUCUGUUCAGAGAUUUAACCCUGUUCACCAGCAGUCCAUUGGUCAAGCUGUGCCAGAUUUGGAACAACUUUUGAAGCUCCAGAUUCAACAGCAGCGGCAAUUCCAGCUGCAACAACAGUAUCAAUUGCAGCAGCAGCUUCAUCAUCACCAAUUACAAUUGCAGCAGCAGCAGCAGCAGCAAUCUCAGGUUGAGCAGUUGCUUCUUGAUCAGUUUAUUCAUCACAAUGACCCUGGCUUUGGGCCACUGCGGGUUGACCGUCAAAUGAGCAGCAUGCUUGAUGAAGCUCUAUUUAGGCAGCAGCACCUGCAUGAACUGCAGCAACAUCCCCAUCCUGCAAGGCACCAUGAGCAACUCAUACAGGCAAAGUUUGGCCAGAGCCUACAUCCAGAGCAUCACAACCAUCUUUUGGAGUUACUAGCACAUGAAAGGCAUGGGCGGAUGCUUCCAGUGGAACAACAGCUUCUUAUAGAUAUUCAACGAGAGCAGCUGCAGGCACAGCAGUUCACUGCUGCAUUGAGGCAGCAGCAAGGCAUGGAAGAAGAGAGGCGUGCUGGUGGGGUCUGGUCGGUUGAUGAAUCUGGUCGGUUUGUCAUGGCAGCUGCUAAUCCUCAUCAGACCCAUUCUCCUGGAUUUAGCCACUUAGAUUACCACCAACAGCAGAGGCCUUCUUCUGGUGAACAAACAAGAAAUCUUGAGCGAAACCUUGCCUUACAUGAACUACUGCAGCGAGGUCUUUAUGAACCAAGCUCAUUGCCCUUUGAGAGGUCAAUCUCUUUCCCUGCUGUUUCUUCUGGGGUGAACAUGGACCUUGCAAAUGCUCUAGCCCGGGUUCAAGGGAGAGAGUUGCAGGAACAGGCUCAGAUGCAUUCUGCUGGUCAGAUGGGCCCAUUUUCUUCUCGUGUUCACCCUCAUCACCCUCAAAUUCCUAACCAGAUUCAUGCUUCACAGCUGGAUGUGCUAGAAUCACAGAUUCAGCAGUUGCAUCUUGAAGCUGAGCGGAAGAAGAGGGAUUCAGAAGUAAAUCUCGUUUAUGAGGAUCUGAGUUCAUGGGCAUCUACCAUAGGCAAUGAUGAAAUUUCAAAACGGGCAGUCACUGAGUUUCUCCAUAAAAAGAUGAGCCUGCCUUCUAGCCAGUCACUAGAACUGGGUGAAGGUGCUACUUCACCUCACGAAAGGAGGGAUCCCUCUUGGGCUGUUUCUGCUUCUGCUUCAGAUCAUCCAUACAAUAUUUUUACUGCUCAAGUUGGUCUGGGUGAUUCAUUUUCAGAAAGGCCUCAUGGUGUUAAUUUGGUGCAUGCAUUGCCGGAGCAUUUGGUGAAUGCAGGAAUGGAAGAAAAAGAUAGCAGUAUAGGAACUACUGAAAGCUCACAAUUUAUAUGCAAUUCUGGAGCAUUUGUUGAAGAUAAACGGUUUUUUAUUGGUAUGAAUGAGAUGGGCCAGGCCAUUUAUUCAGAUUCGAAUUCGACUGAUAAGCCAUCUGUGGAUCGAAUGGACUCCUUAGAAGUGGAGAGCAUGAAGGGUAAGAACUGGGGAUCUAAAAGCAAGGCGGGGAAGGUACCAGUUAAAGAGGCUCAAGAAAGUGCAGUGGAGAAAGCAGGAGCUGCUGUUGCUGAUCAUGGAGAGCUACUGGGUUACACCCCUAGUAGGCAUGCUUCACUUGGCAAUGCUGGUGGAAAUGUGGGCUUCUACAAGUGUGACAUGGGAGUGGAUAAUGCUUAUGGUGAUGAUAUGGGUAAGAAUAGGGUUUCUGCCGCCUUUCCCAAAGGACCUGAUAACUCUUCGAUGAAUUACUCAAAUGUACGGGUUUCAUCAUCUCAGGAGGCAUUAUAUGAGCUGGCCUCUUCCUCCACAGUCAUAGGGAAGAAUCCAGUCAACUUUGCAGCUUCCAAUGAUGGAAGAAGAGACCUUGGUGGGAACCCGACAACCCGGGCUUCUGAAACUGAAGCCUCCACCAGAAAAGACAUGCGCUUCUGCAGGACAUUGUCUUGCAGUGAGACGGACAUUGCUGAGCCAUUGUUCAUAGACAUGCUCAGGAAGCCAGUACCAGAAGUUGAUGCUGCUGCCAUCACCGGAACUUCAGACUCAUCCGAUGUCACUCAGGCUAGUAGAAACAGCAGCAAGAAGAAAGGGAAGAAAGGCAGACAGAUUGACCCUGCCCUUCUCGGUUUUAAGAUCUCGAGCAACCGCAUCAUGAUGGGUGAGAUUCAACGUCUGGAAGAAUAACCCUCACCUCUCCUGUAAUCUCCUCUGUAUCUUUUUUCGGAUGUCUCUUGAGUGUAAAGCUUGUGAUAUUCCAAUUCUUUGAUUUUUUUUUUCCUCUCCCUUUUUUUUUUUUUUUGGCUUUAGGCUUUUCGUCUAGAUGAUGUUAGGCGGGAUCCCAAUUUUGGAAAUCUGGCAGCUUUCUGAAUGUGAUAUAGCAUAGGCAACAGUUUAGGUAAGGUGUGGGGAUAUACAUUCUUGUAUAGACAGUAGAGAAAAGUUCCAUUGAAAAAAGCAUCGCUUGUCUUGCAUCA